CACAAUCCAGGAAUCAAGUCGUAUAAAAUGUAGCCAACAAUCUCAUCAGCUCUCCUAAUCAAUUCGUCCCAACCUUUCAAGAUUCUGUUAUACAGAAGACAGUCUCCACCUGAGUUGAAAAUAUGGACAGCUCUGUAACCUUAUGGCAGUUCCUGCUACAACUUCUUCUCGACCCCAGCAAUGACCAGCUGAUAUGCUGGACCAAUGAUGAUGGAGAGUUCAAACUGCUCCAGGCAGAAGAGGUGGCCAAGCUAUGGGGAGCCCGCAAGAACAAGCCCAGCAUGAACUAUGACAAACUCAGCCGAGCCCUGCGCUAUUACUACGAAAAGAACAUCAUCAAGAAAGUGAAUGGGCAGAAGUUUGUUUAUCGCUUUGUGUCCUACCCUGAAAUUCUCAAAGGAGAUGUCAUGGCCAGAGCUGAGGGUGCAGUAGAAGGAGGCGCAGGUGGGUCCUUGCCCCACCCUGAUAAGACGACCAGCAGCCUAAGGGACAAGGAGAGUAAGGGGGUCUCGGACCGAAGCAGUGGUUCCUCAGGGCAGCCAAAGCCCUCUAGCCGAAACGACUACAUUCACUCAGGCCUGUACACUUCAUUCACUCUGAACUCACUGCAGUCAGGAACGCAGCUCUUCAAGUCCAUUAGGAUCGAGAAUCCUGGAGAGAAACUGGCCGAGAAGAAAGCCCCGCAAGAUGUACCCCAGCCGUCAUCGGUUAUUAAAUUCGGGAUCACGCCUCCAAACAGGCAGCUGACACAGGCUACCGUUGAAGAGCCUCAAUCCUCGGCGCAGCCCAUCCAAACCCCACUCCAGACGGGUGAGGCAGCUACCAGACAGUCUGCCGUCCCUCAGGUCGUGUGUCUGUUUGAGGAAUCUCCUACCACAGAACAUACAGUACCAAGCCUUCCCUUCUCAGGGCUCUCCUCCCCUUUACCGCCUCGUACCCCGUCCCCCAGCGCAGUGCCUAACGCCCAGGACACAGAGUCCAGCUCCUCACAUCCAGCUGAGCAGCAGCAGCAGGUGCAGACCUCUUCUUUGGACCACAAUACAGCAGGUCCUGAGAGCGAGGUUUCUCUUUCUCCAGCUCGCAGCCAAAAUGGGAAAUCGAAGAAGCCCAAAGGCUUGGAGUUGAUGCCUACUCUGUUAGUGACCAACUCUGACCUGAGCCCCAUGAGUCUGUCUAGUCCGUCUCUGCCCACGCCCUCCCUCACCCCAGCCUUUCUGCAGACACCUUUGCUGCUGACGCCCAGUCCACUCUUGUCCAACAUCCACUUCUGGAGCACGCUCAGUCCCGUCGCCCCCCUCAGCCCCGCCCGCAGACAAGGAACACACACGCUGUUCCAGUUCCCCUCAGUCCUGAACCCCACUCAGUUCUCACUGCACAACCUAGAUGGCACCAACACCCCAGGGCCUCUGUCCCCAGACCCUCAGAAGACAUAGAACAGAAAAGACUGCUCAUCCGGGUGGGUUAACUGCAUCCUCACCUCCUUUCUUCAUUUUUAAACACAAAAAACCAACCUCAGCCUGACCAAAUCUACCCUUCCUCUGCUAAAUGAUCGAUAAGGAGACAUUUCUCAUAAGAUUAUGGUUAACUUCUGUCAUUCACACCUGGAGUGAGGAAACAACUGUUCCCUAUGGAUGCAAUUUUCUCAAAAGGACAAGAAGCCAUCGUUUAGUUGUAGGUAUGUGGGAUACCAGUCACUCUCCACAGAGGAUUACCAUUGUUAUUGUUUUCCCCCCCUGUUAUAGUAUUGUGUCUCUCCACAUGCGCUGGCCUUUUUUAAGUAUGGCAGUUGGCUUUCGGGGACUUGCCAUUGUGACUGAUGGCAGUUGACUUGUUGAUCUGUAUCAGUGAAAAGAGUGUCAUGGUUUUUCAAAUAGCAGCAGUUCAGCCUCAUUGCUUACGACCACUGAAAAGGCCAGUGUAGAACCUUGAUGGUGUCUG
Molecule: messenger RNA, 1938 nt
Organism: Chanos chanos (milkfish)
Lineage: Eukaryota; Metazoa; Chordata; Actinopteri; Gonorynchiformes; Chanidae
Gene: elk4
Product: ETS transcription factor ELK4
Exons: 6
Coding region: 123-1433 (436 amino acids)
Biological process (GO): regulation of transcription by RNA polymerase II; cell differentiation
Cellular component (GO): nucleus
Molecular function (GO): sequence-specific DNA binding; DNA-binding transcription factor activity, RNA polymerase II-specific
Source: RefSeq, a predicted model, not a curated record